CGCACGUGAUCGGGUCGCACUUAGUGCGACUUGGCAUCGCUCGCGUUAAAAAACUUUUGGGGGUGUGUGGGGUCAGUCGGGGCGGCCAUCGACGAGCAUGGACGACGAGAUCUGGUCGCGGACGCUGGAGCACAUCCCAGGCGUCGCGGGCUUGAACAAGAGCGAGGUGCGGAAGGACGUCAAGGAGGUCGAGCAUCUCCUCGACGAGAUCCGUAGCUCGAACGACGCGUGGAAGGACAUGUCGAAGCAGCCCGAGAUCGAUCCGGCGGCGCCCGAUGAGGCCGAGGAUGCGGGCUCGUUGCAGCGACGCCGGCAGCAGCACCUCGCCAACCUGUAUUUAAACAAAGCCAUGCCGACGAAGAAGCGCAGCCGGGGUCGCGAAGUCAUGAGCGCCGAAGAGAUCAUCGAGACGCUGCCGAUCUGCCGGCGGGCCGUGCGCCUCACGCAAGCCGAGCUCAUGGCGCUCAAGCGCGAGCGUCUCGAGCUCGAAGACAACUACCUUCGCCUGCGCACGACCUUUAUCCACGAGAUCGAGCUCAUGAUGAAGGAGGAGAAGGACCAAGAGCGCGUCAUGCUGCGGAUCCGAAAGAAGACGACGCAAGCAGCUUCGCGCUUGCUCUCGUCCAAGCGUCGCAACACGGCGAUGCAAGAUAUCUUGACCGAGCUCGACGCACGGGGCGAGGAGCUUUUCAAGCUCCAGCACGAAGUGAGUCGCCUUCGCGCGGUGCUGCGACACCACAAACUCGACGUGGCCAAGACAACGGGGUCGGCGCUCGCGGUCGGCGACCUCGUCCAGUGCACGGCGACCAACGAAGCGGGCGUCAUUGUAGCCAUCGACGAAGAUGCCAAGCACGUCACGGUCGACAUGCGGGAUGAGAAGCAAGUCGAGAUGGCGAUCGACGACGUCGAGCACGCGCACGCCGACGAGCUAUCGUUCACUCCGGACGAGGUCGCGCUCAAGGCCAAGUACUUUGAGAAGGCGAGCGAGUGGCUAAACGCUGAAGCCGCCCUCAAGGAGCUCGUCGAGAAGGGAACACUGGACGAAGACGAGGACAUUGACGACGACGAAGUCGACGACGGUGACGACGACGACGAGGCUGUGGACGGCGACGCCAAGUCGAGCAAGGUGGAGGCCAAGAUCAACAAGAUGGACGACGACGCCGACCCGCCCAAGAAGCGCGCCAAGACGUCGGCGACCACGGUGGCAACGACCAAGCGCAAGACACUGAUUCCGUUCAAGGGCUCGCGCUUGCCGGGUACGCCGUACGAGAUGCCACUGCUCAUUAGCCCCCUUGGGGAGCUGCCGGGCUUCACCGUGGCGGCGGCCCCCAACGGCGACGGUGCCAACAUGCAGUGGCUCGGCGCCAGCUUGCCCUCGGACCUUGUUGAAUGGGAGAACGACCGUCUCGAGAUGAUGAAGAUGAAAGGCGAGAUUGAGCGGCUCAAGUUUCAAUUGCGCCAGUCCGAAGUUCAGAAGAAGGACGCGCAGCACCAUGUGAGCGUCCAGCUCGAGUCCAUCAACAAACUCGUGUCGCAGUUGGAGAAGGAGCGCGAAGCCUCCAAGGACAAGUCGCAUAAGAAGAUCAACGGCAGCAAGAAGCGGGAGCGCCGCGACAGUUUGAGCGAGUCGGCGGGGCCGUCGUCGCCCAUCAAGUCUGGCAACGACGAGUCACCGACCGAAGCGCAGCCGUCGAGCAGCAGCACCAAGGAGGACAGCGACCAUGACGACGACAACGAGAACGAUACCAACAGCAGUGAGGUCGUACCGCGCCGGACAACGCGAUCCGGGAAGCUCACCAAGCCCGAGCCAGCUCCCGAGAAGGCAGCACCCAAGCGCGGCAAGAAGGACGACGCAGCCAAAGAAGAAAAGACCGUCGCGCGGCGGGCUUCAACACGAACCAACAACCCACGCGGCCCGAGUAACGGUGCCAAGGGCAAGGACGACGGCGAAGUCAACAGCAGCGGUGUUCGGCGAACCAGCAGUCGCGUGUAGGUCGCUCCGACCUCGUACUUGAAAAUUACAUAAAAACUUGCGUCCACUUGCGUCCA
Molecule: messenger RNA, 2049 nt
Organism: Saprolegnia diclina VS20
Lineage: Eukaryota; Oomycota; Saprolegniomycetes; Saprolegniales; Saprolegniaceae
Exons: 7
Coding region: 98-1993 (631 amino acids)
Source: RefSeq, a predicted model, not a curated record